AUGGCGCCGAGGCGCUCAAAGCUCUCGCUGAGCAAGCGAAGGGACUUGUCGCACGUGCUUUGUUCCAUCACCGCCGGAUGCAGUUCUAUACAAAGAGAACCGCGCGAGUUCUCUAAAGUCCUACAUACCUUUGGCACUGACACCUCCAACUGGGAAGAGCGGCGUUGCAUCUCCAGAGAUGAGGUCCGAGAACCUUUUAUUUCUCCUUUCAAGCACUGCCGCUCUGCCGCGGAAGGCGGGCCGCUGUCAGGCGGGCAGAACCACAACAGAUCGCCAAUCGUGGGGCGCAAGCCGAGCAAUGAGGAGGUCCUUGCGCGAGCUCGGCGGGUCAUCAUCUCCGCCAAGGCCCAUCGAGAAAUGAGUUGGGACAAAGUCUUUGCAGCAGCUGAUGCCGACAAGUCCGGAUCUUUGGACAUCAAAGAGCUGAAGCAGGCAAUGCGCACGGCACUUCGAAUCACUCCAGAAACUCUGCCCGACUAUGAUUUGCAAGUGCUCUUUGACGCCAUCGACCAUGAUAAGAGCGGUUCUGUAGAAAUGUCGGAGUUGCUCAAGUACGUGUCUCAUGGCUCAAAGCGGCCUGAUGAUGAAUCAAAGCUCAUGGAGAAGAAAACGGCUCGCGUUCGGCGCAACUUGAAUUUAGCCUUUCGGAAGUAUACGGCCUCGCAUUCUGCCAUCAACGAAUUGUUUGCAAACAUUGAUGCGGGCGGUGACGGAAAAAUCUCGUUGCUGGAAUUCCUAUAUUUUGCUCGCCACAACCUCCGUCUCACGGCCUACGACGUGGGAGAUAUCGAGCUCAAGCAGUUCUACAAAAGCAUGGACAGGAACGGGGAUGGCGUUGAUGCUGAGGAACUGCUGCACUUCAUCAAGGAACAGCACGCAGAGCUGUCAAGCAGAAAGGUGUUCUCCUUCAUCGAUGGUAAUCCGGAGGACGCCGUUAAGAAAGAGCCGUGGAAGCAGCGCAAUCCCUUUGAAAAGGCAUGUGCCUCUGGCGAAGGGCCCAGCUGCGUAUUCGUCAACCUUGGGCGCAUAAAGCCGCCCCACAUGCGGCUCGCAAUGUCUGGCCGGUAG
Molecule: messenger RNA, 1068 nt
Organism: Symbiodinium pilosum
Lineage: Eukaryota; Dinophyceae; Suessiales; Symbiodiniaceae
Source: the annotation of a GenBank genome assembly